Messenger RNA from Suillus paluster, 4364 nucleotides. RefSeq lists its product as uncharacterized. Gene Ontology annotation, molecular function: phosphatidylcholine lysophospholipase A1 activity. The record is from RefSeq and is a predicted model, not a curated record. NCBI's taxonomy places the organism in Eukaryota, Fungi, Basidiomycota, Agaricomycetes, Boletales, Suillaceae. Gene Ontology annotation, cellular component: endoplasmic reticulum. Gene Ontology annotation, biological process: phosphatidylcholine metabolic process. Bases 102 to 4364 code for a protein of 1420 amino acids. The transcript has 23 exons.
CAGUUCUUGAACUUCUUCCGCAAUUCUUCCACCCCAAUUGGCAACCUCAGGAUUGAAUACUGGCGUGAAUAUAGCACGAACACUGACUCGGACUGUCCAAGAUGGAGCAUGCCUCCAAUCCACCGGAGUAUGACGGGAGACAUCCUCUGCUCUCCCUCAUCUCUGCCUUCUUCUGGGUGAUACUAUGGCUGUUAUCAUGGACAAAAGCUUUGAUAGCGUUUGCCACCAUCACUAUCCCCCGUUUCAUCUACUUCGCUCUGUCCUAUUCCAUGACAUUGACACUGAAUUUCUGGUCAUUUGCUAUCAUGUUUUGCGCUUCAGCAGCUGCCCUGAAUUAUUGGAUACGCUUUCGAUAUCUUAACACUUACUCCCGACUGAAGGAGCCACCCUUGGUGAAGCCUGACGUGAAUGCACUUCACCCAGAUGUGAAUACAACAGAGCCUCCGCCAGCAUUUCACAAUUACUUGGAUGAUUUUCUGCAAGCUGUCCGUGUCUUCGGAUUUCUCGAGAAGCCGGUAUUCCAUGAGUUGGCAAGGCAUCUUCAAACGAGACGUUUGAUUGCUGGGGAUAGUAUCUCUUUAGACCAGGACAGGAGCUUCUAUUGCGUCGUCGAUGGCGUGGUCCAGGUAUACGCUCGAACAGGCCAGAAUAAUUGCCAAAAUGGGUCAUGGGACGAGGAAGAUAUGAACGGAUACCAGCUUAUCAAUGAAGUUGGAAGCGGUGGAACCUUGUCUAGUUUAUUUAGCAUUCUCAGCUUGUUCACUGAGGACAUAAAGAUAAGCUGGCAAGAAGAAGGUCACCCCGACUCGGAUGCUCUUGAAAGAAAUUCUGCAAGUCAAGUAGGAGGACCACCUCGAUCGCGUACUGUCCGCGCGGAUUCGGACGUGUCUCGCCUUAACCUUGAUCACAUAUCGAUGGCUUCUCGGCGUUCUCGUGCAACAUCUAUCUCGUCGUCUGGUUCCACUGCUCAUCCUGCAGAUAUGACUUCCCCUCCCGUUGGUCCGACGUCCCCGUCUCACAUCAGAGACUCUUCGAGGUCGGCAACACAUCGUGCUUCCCACUCCCGAUCAGACUCUAGCCCUUCAACUCAGCUCCACCAUGGCAUCGUGGCCAGGGCAACAGAGGACAGCACAUUGGCCGUAAUCCCUGCAGAAGCAUUUCGCAGAGUCACGAAGAAGUUUCCGAAAGCAACCAGUCACAUAGUACAAGUAAUUCUGACGCGCUUUUCACGUGUUACGUUCAGUGCAGCACACAGAUAUUUGGGGCUAACGACAGAGGUCCUUCGAACUGAGAAGGCGAUUAAUGAGAUUGCAUGUCACCCUCUUCCGGCAUCAUUCUAUGAGGGUGGGGGCCUACAAUACCUACGACAACGUUUCGACGACGUCGCAAUUCAGGGGUCCGAAUCUGAAAGCGAUCACUUCGGUCUCGCCCCAUCUCCGAGUCUGGCCAGUGGCCAUACAUCUGCAGUUGUAUCGCGAGAAAGACUGACAGAUAGUCCGCUUGCUUUGCGCGGGCUCCCGAUUCGUACUCCUCGCAAUCAGGUACAGGCUGGAGACUUGCAUACCUCGACUGGGCAAGGAAGUGACGGGUAUAAACUUGCGCGUUCGUUCAGUAUCCUGGACACCCCUCGACUGCCGAAAAGUGACCCCUUCCAGACCCGUGUGGCUGGCGACGAGUUUGACCUGCGUGAGGAAGUCAUGUCAUGCAUCGCCAAGUCCAUUGGUCUACUCCAGCCACCCAUGAGUGGGAAUGAAUCCAUCGAGGAUUCACCAGCUCUCCCCCCUUCCGACCACCCGCGCUCCGCGAACGGCAUGUUUCCAUCUCCCUUUGGCUCCCUGUCGCUCUUGGAUACUGCGGAUGAUGGCGCUUCGAGUAUAACGGGGACAUCAACUAGUACCACGACCGGUUACAUGAGCGGUUUGGACAACGAAGUCGAGAUCCUCUUCUUCUCUGCGGGAUCAACGCUCGUGAAGGCCGGAGAACGGAAUACUGGUCUUUACUAUGUCGUUGAAGGUUUUCUGGAUAUUCUCCUACCCGCUGACGAGUCCCGGCCGAACAAUGCGCCCUAUGCGGCGAGAUCGACGAGCUCGGACACUGACUCACUUUACGCAUCCGAUCACAAACAAGAACCCGAGAAAGCUCAGAGCCGCAAGCUGUUGUUUACAGUGAAACCAGGAGGAAUUGCAGGUUAUCUCGCGUCUCUCUGCGGAACGCCUUCAUAUGUCGACAUUCAAGCUAAGACCGAUACGUACGUUGGAUUUCUACCCGCUCACUCUCUCGAACGUCUGGUGGAGAAACGACCUAUCGUGCAGCUUACAUUGGCAAAGCGUCUCCUUUCACUGCUGUCACCGCUAGUCCUGCAAAUCGACGCUUCUCUUGACUGGAUGCAAGUCAAUGCAGGUCAAGUUCUUUGGCGCCCUGAAGACAUCAGCGAUAGUUUCUAUAUUGUCAUUAAUGGACGACUACGAGCGAUUACCGAGGGGGAAGGUGGUAAAGUCGUAAUUACUGGCGAAUAUGGACAAGGCGAUACCGUUGGAGAAUUAGACGUCAUCACCAGUUCAGCUCGCAGAACUACGAUGCAUGCAAUCCGUGACUCUGAGCUGAUUAGAAUGCCGCAGACGCUUUUCAACGCCAUUUCUUCAAGAAAUCCUCAGACAACUGCACAGUUGCUGCGGACGAUCGCCUCUCGCGUACGUGACGAGAUGGAUGCGUCAACUGAUAUCCAGACACGCAAUACUGCAUUCGAACUGGGACGGAACAAUACUAACCUAAAGACUGUGGCCAUUCUCCCGGUCUCUCGCAAUGUUCCUAUAGACGCCUUUGCCCGGAAACUGAAGACUGCGUUGGAAGAGAUGGGCGCGAAGACCUCGUACCUGAAUCAAGCCUCUGUGUCGGGUCAUCUUGGACGUCACGCAUUCUCUCGUAUGGGCAAACUCAAGGCUGCAGCUUGGCUUGCAGACCAAGAGCAAAGAUAUAGAACAGUGCUUUAUGUCGCUGACUCGCCUGUCAACAGCCCCUGGACGCAGACUUGUAUCCGGCAAGCAGACUUUGUGAUGGUGGUUGGGAUGGGUGAUGAUCCGAGCAGUGGAGAAUACGAACGGUUGCUACUUUCAAUGAAGACCACAGCACGGAAAGAGCUUGUGCUACUCCAUCCCGAACGCUCUGUGACCCCUGGGUCGACACGCGAGUGGUUGAAAAAUCGACCUUGGGUGCACCAACAUAUUCACGUCGAGCUUCCGGGUAUUGCAGUUCCGAUCGUGAAAACCACCCAGAUACAGGACCCAGAUGUUGUUAUCGCGUUCAAGAAUCUAAAGGAUAGAGUGCAGAGUGGCAUUCAGAAAUACAGGGGGAGAUCUGGCAAUGCAAGACCACAACCACAUCCCAUGAUCAAUGAUUUCUCUCGUCUGGCCAGGAGAUUGUGUGCAAAGUCUGUCGGAGUUGUUCUCGGCGGUGGAGGGGCUCGUGGUAUCUCGCAUCUCGGCGUCUUGCGUGCGCUCGAGGAGCGUGGAAUUCCGAUCGACUACAUUGCAGGCACUAGUAUUGGCGCGUUUAUAGGCGGUCUUUACGCACGCGAGUGCGACAUCAUCAUGAGCACCAGUCGUGCCAAGCAGUUCAGCGGAAGAAUGGGGAAUAUUUGGAGGAUGCUUUCAGAUGUCACAUAUCCCAUUGUUGCUUAUACCACUGGACACGAGUUUAACAGAACUAUAUACAAAGCUUUCUACGAUCUUCACAUCGAAGACAUGUGGCUACCGUACUUCUGUAACACCACGAACAUCAACACAUCCCGUAUGGAGAUUCAUGAAAGUGGCUAUGCCUGGAGGUUCAUCCGUGCUUCCAUGACUCUGGUCGGACUUCUACCCCCAUUGUGUGACAAUGGUAGCAUGCUGGUUGACGGUGGAUAUAUUGAUAACCUACCCGUGUCAACAAUGUUCUCGAUGGGAGCAAGUGUUGUACUUGCUGCGGAUGUCGGUUCGAUUGACGACAAUUCCCCUCGAAACUUUGGGGACUCUGUUUCAGGGUGGUGGCUUGUAGUUAACCGAUGGAACCCCUUCUCGAGCGCUCGAAGCGUGCCUGCGAUCACCGAGAUCCAAAGUCGACUGGCCUACGUGUCAAGUGUGCGCACUCUAGAGGCAGCGAAAGUCGCACGGAACUGUCUAUACAUGCAGGUGCCGGUUCAGGAGUACGGCACUCUCCAAUUCAACAAGUUCGAUGAGAUCCGGAAGAAAGGGUAUCUUGCUGCCAUCGAGAUCCUUGACAAGUGGGAAGAGGAGGGGAAGCUGCCCGUUCCGAACAUCAACGGUUAUGGUGCAGAUAAGAACAAAGUUAGUAAGAAGGGGAGAAGCGCAAGACGCAAUUCAGUGUAG